This is a messenger RNA of Monascus purpureus, 585 nucleotides long. The record is from the annotation of a GenBank genome assembly. NCBI's taxonomy places the organism in Eukaryota, Fungi, Ascomycota, Eurotiomycetes, Eurotiales, Aspergillaceae.
AUGUACUUGAAGAUCUGGGAUGUUGGGGGUCAGAUCUCCAUGAGACGACUGUGGCAGAGCUACUACACGAGCUGUCAUGCUAUUAUUUUCGUCGUGGACAGCACGGAUGUUGGUCAGGAUCCGGAUAUCACGAGGCUUCCUGCUCGAAGACCUAGCUCUACUGUGACCGCUGCGGCAGCGGGGUCGUCAGCAAAGGACGACAAAGACAAAGAAGAAGAACCUGCAGAAUCGGACUCUACGCCAUUCUCCGCGCGGAUGGUUGGUAUAAAUGCAGCAGCAAGCGAAUUUGGGCGUCUGGACGAAUGCCGUCAGGUGCUGGAGUCGGUAUUACAACAUUCCGACGUGGCGGGGGUCCCGAUUCUGGUGCUUGCUAAUAAACAAGAUCGGGAAGACUGUGUCGAGGUUGUCCGCAUCAAGGAAGGACUGGUGCGGAAGGUGUUCGAGGGGGAAAAGGGCGGCGGUAUUCGUGACAGCCGCGUCUUGCCCAUCAGCGCCCUCUAUGGAUCUGGAGUCCAGGAGGCGGUCGAAUGGGUGCAAAGUCGAGUGAAAUGGAACAAAGAGGGAAGACCCCCUGUGAUGAAAUGA